AUGUCCGACAAGUUAUCAAAAACCAUUCAAAGGUUUCAAUCCAAGAUUGAUUCUGGUUCCUUUUACGAAGCACACCAAACUUUGAGAACGAUUACCAACAGAUACGUUAAAGCUAAGCAAUAUCCAGAAGCGAGAGAUCUCUUGUAUCAAGGUGCCAAUAUUUUAAUUCGAAACAAGGAAUAUGCAUCUGCAUCGGACUUGAUUAUCUAUCUCAUACAAAUUUAUGAAGAGGAAGGAUUGAAGGUCACAGACAAAGAUGCAAAACUUAAACUAAUUGAAUUAAUUUCAAACUUGCCAAACAAUGAUCCCCUGCUCAAUGAUUUAGCCAAGACUAGUGUAACGUGGUCACAAAAAUCCGAAGGCUGCAAGAACUUUGGGGACAAUGAAUUACAUCAUUUGUUUGGGUCUAAACUCAUACAAGCGGCGGAGGAGGAGAAUAUAGACCACGAUCAAAAAGUUAAACUUUUUGCCAUUGCUGAGUUGCACUUGGUUUUGGGUACGUUCGAAUCGGUUCCGGUUUAUGUCAACUUUUUGGUUGAAACUGCAAAAGCAAAUCCAGAUGCUGAUUCAGGAGCACUUUUAGCUAGGCCGGUGUUGAAUUACGCAUACUUAAAGAAUAUCAAAUUUGUACAGGAAACACAGUCAUUGUUUCUCAAGAGUAUUAACACCGAGUCAGAAGCAAUUGGAGACAUAAAAUAUUUUGAGAACAAACCGUUGCUCAAUUUUGUUCAGUUAUUGGUUGAGGUUUUACAAAAGGAUCCACCGACAAACAGUCAAAAGUAUAGAAAAUUAUACGAUCACUACAAGCCAGUAUUAAGAGAUGGGGAGUUAUUGGCGCCAGUAGAAUACUUGGGUAAAUUGUAUUUCAACUUAAACAUUGGUAAUUCAAACAAUCAAGGGGGGUUAAUGGCCAAUCUCAUGAGUGGGCUAUUUAAAUAG
Lodderomyces orthopsilosis Co 90-125 is the source of this 939-nucleotide messenger RNA. RefSeq lists its product as uncharacterized. The coding region runs from base 1 to 939 and encodes 312 amino acids. Gene Ontology annotation, cellular component: cytosol; TRC complex. The record is from RefSeq and is a predicted model, not a curated record. Gene Ontology annotation, biological process: protein insertion into ER membrane. The transcript has a single exon. Gene Ontology annotation, molecular function: protein binding. NCBI's taxonomy places the organism in Eukaryota, Fungi, Ascomycota, Pichiomycetes, Serinales, Debaryomycetaceae.